CAUGAAAAUAGGGCGGGGUCUGAGAACCCGAUCUUAACAGUAACAGUCAGCACUCCAAAUAAUUUCCCAACUUGUUGGAAAGUCUGUUGCGUUGAACCGACUGUUGUGGGGAAAAUCGUUCUGCUUUCGAGGAAAAUGGCCUCACCGAAAACAUCUGCACGUUUUUGAGAGCUUUGCAUGUAAAUGGAAACCUGCAUUUCAGAACAACUUUUGAAACUAUACGAACACUGCAUGGAAAUCUGAAAGAAUUUUAUGAUUCGACGUUAACUCUUAUUCCGUAAACAAAUGGUGGAAAACGCUGGUUGUCGGACCAAAGAUUGCGGUGUCCUGUUUAAAACACAUGGCUGUCUGUCAACAGUGUGGUGACUAGCUCUACCUGUGUGGAGGUAUAUGCGCUUGGCACAGUUCCAUCCAUCCAUGGAGGAUUUCAUUCGCGGCAUACCUGUGGACAAUGCUCUUUCGAGUUCAUAUUUUGAAAGUGUUUCCAGCGUCGUUAUCUUGUAACCUGAUCUAUUCCGGUCGCAUUGUGAAAGCGGAUUGAUAAUCAUGCAUAAACCGUCCACCCGUGAUGUGCAGAAUUUUGGCGUGGAAAAUGCGUAACCAAGUCGUGCAAACGAGGUAGCUAGAUAGCUAGCUGUCUUGGGGAGUUGUGCGCCGUUGUCAAACAACGCAAAGUGAUAGCCGUUCAGAUAACUGAAAAUGAGUCAAGAUCUUGAAGAUAUAUCACUCUCUGUACCCUCUUUCGGUCAGUCCCCAGACGCGGAAGACGGUCGUGAGAGUUCCCGUGAAGGUGCCAUGAACAGUGCCAGCGUGAUACCUGCAGCCGGGACCUUCUGGCACGACUCAGCCGUUGGUGGGAGCAUCAGUCCUUGUGUCACUAACUGCGCCGAGAACAGUGGCUUGUUGUCGACGGGGAAAUGCAAAAGUAGACCGAUCACGGUGGCAUAUGUGAUCAAUAAUGAAAAUAACCAGUCACAUACCGCUGAGAGCAUGGCCUUACAGUGUCUGAAAGAAGCGUGUGACUCUGUAGGAAGUAAGCUGGAGACUGUGCACUUCGGAAAGCUCGAUUUUGGGGAAACGACAGUGCUUGAUCAUUUCUACAAUGCAGACAUCGCCGUCGUGGAGAUGACUGACGCCUUCCGCCAGCCCUCCCUCUUCUACCACCUGGGGGUCAGGGAGAGCUUCAGCAUGGCCAACAACGUAAUCCUGUACUGCGAUUCCAACUCUGACUCACUUCAGUCGUUGCAGGAGAUCAUUUGCCAGAAGAACACUACAUGCACGGGGAACUACACCUUCAUCCCCUACAUGCUGACCCCGCACAACAAGGUGUACUGCUGCGAGAGCAGCCUGAUGAAGGGGCUGACGGAGCUCAUGCAGCCCAGCUUCGAGGUGCUCCUGGGCCCCAUCUGCAUGCCCCUGACUGACCGCUUCAUCCAGCUGCUCAAGGUCCCGCAGGCCAAUUCCAGCCAGUACUUCCGCGAGACCAUCCUGGCCGAGAUUCGGAAGGCGAGGGAGCUGUACACGGGGGUGGAGCUGGCGACGGAACUGGGACGGAUCCAGCAGCGGCUGGACAACGUGGAGUGCCUGUCGGUCGACAUUGUCCUUAACCUGCUUUUAUCCUACAGGGAUAUCCAGGAUUAUGAAUCCAUUGUCAAGCUGGUGGAGACGCUGGAAAAGCUUCCCACGUUCGAUCCCUUUGCCCAUCCCCACGUGAAGUUCCAUUACGCCUUCGCUUUAAAUCGGAGGAACUUGCCUGGGGACAGACAGAAGGCUCUGGACAUUAUGCUGCCCUUGGUGGAAUCACAAGCGCAGGUGGCGUCUGAUAUUUACUGCUUGGUAGGACGCAUCUACAAGGACAUGUUCGUGGACUCGCACUUCGCCGACACCAAGAGCCGGGACAGUGGCACGUACUGGUUCAAGAAGGGGUUCGAAUCGGAGCCGACGCUACAUUCGGGGAUUAACUAUGCUGUCCUGCUCCUGGCGGCAGGACACCAAUUCGACACCUCUUUCGAGCUCCGCAAAGUCGGUGUGAAAUUAAGUAGUCUUCUGGGCAAAAAGGGCAGCCUGGACAAACUGCAGAGCUACUGGGACGUGGGCUUCUUCCUUGGGGCCAGCAUCCUGGCCUGUGACAACAUGAGAGUCAUCCAGGCAUCUGAGAAGCUCUUCAAACUGAAGGCCCCCAUUUGGUAUCUGCGUUCGAUUGUGGAGACGAUAUUGAUCUACCAGCACUUCAAGAAGCCCGGUGCGGAGCCACAGGCCCUGAAGCAGGAACUGGUGGAUUUUUGGAUGGACUUCCUGGUGGAGGCGACGAAGAAGGACGUCUCCUCAGUUCGCUUCCCAGUUUUAAUACUGGAGCCCACUAAGGUCUAUCAGCCCUCCUAUUUGUCUAUCAACAAUGAUGUUGAGGAGAAGACAGUUUCAAUCUGGCACGUGGCCCCAGAUGACAAGAAAGGGAUUCACGAGUGGAACUUCACGGCCACAUCAAUCCGGGGUGUAAGCAUUUCCAAAUGUGACGAGCGCAGCUGCUUUCUGUACGUGCUCAACAACUCUGAGGACUUCCAGAUCUACUUCUGCACAGAGAUGCACUGCAAAAGGUUAUGUGACCUGGUGAACAGCAUUACGGAGGAGGCAUGGAAGGGGCCGGAGGAAGGGGACUGUGACCCUGAGGCCCUAGAGUACGACUACGAGUACGACGAGCACGGGGAGAGGGUGGUGCUCGGGAAGGGCACCUUUGGGGUGGUGUAUGCGGGCCGGGACCUUAGCAACCAAGUGCGGCUGGCUAUCAAGGAGAUCCCUGAGAGGGAUAGCAGGUACUCUCAGCCUCUUCAUGAGGAGAUUGCCCUUCACAAGCACCUGAAGCACAAAAACAUUGUGCAGUACCUGGGGUCCAUCAGCGAGAACGGAUUCAUCAAGAUCUUCAUGGAGCAGGUGCCUGGAGGAAGCCUCUCUGCGCUUCUUAGAUCUAAAUGGGGCCCCCUGAAGAAUAAUGAACCCACCAUCGGCUUUUACACCAAGCAGAUCUUGGAGGGACUCAAGUACCUGCACGACAAUCAGAUUGCACACCGAGACAUAAAGGGUGACAACGUGCUCAUAAACACGUACAGUGGAGUGCUGAAGAUUUCUGAUUUUGGAACGUCCAAAAGGCUGGCUGGCAUCAACCCUUGCACAGAAACGUUUACAGGAACACUACAGUACAUGGCGCCGGAAAUCAUCGACAAGGGCCCGAGGGGCUACGGCAAGCCGGCGGACAUUUGGUCACUGGGCUGCACCAUCAUCGAAAUGGCCACCGGAAAGCCCCCCUUUUAUGAGCUCGGGGAACCACAGGCAGCCAUGUUCAAAGUGGGGAUGUUUAAGAUUCACCCCGAGAUCCCGGACUCCAUGUCCCAGGAGGCCAAGGCAUUCAUCCUGCGCUGCUUUGAGCCCGACCCGGACCGCCGGGCCACCGCCGUGGACCUGCUCACCGACGAGUUCCUCACCGUCACCAGCCGCAAGAAGAAGGGCAAGAGCUCUUUCACAGCACUGACCCCAGGGUCAGAGUAUCUGCGUAGCAUCUCCUUGCCUGUGCCUGUCGUCGUCGAGGAUACCAGCAGCAGCAGUGAAUACGGCUCGGUCUCCCCUGACAACGACCUCAACACCAACCCCUUUGUCUUCAAGCCCAGCACCAAGUGCUACAGUGAGCGGGAUGUGAAAGGGCACAGAUCCCUGUUCCUGAGCAUUCCCGUAGAGAACUUUGAGGACCACAGCGCGCCUCCAUCCCCCGAGGAGAAGGACUCGGGCUUUUUCAUGCUGAGAAAGGACAGCGAGAGGAGGGCCACGCUCCACCGCAUCCUGAACGAGGACCGCGACAAAGUGGUGGCGAACCUGGUGGAGUCACUGAACCAGGGUGCUGAGGAAACCAAGCUAAAAUGGGAGCACAUUUCCACCCUGGUGGUCAGCCUGGGCGAGUUUGUGCGCAUGGCCGACCGCAAGAUCAUCGCCAGCACCCUCUCCCAGCUCAAGCUGGAGCUGGACUUCGACAGCAGCGCCAUCAGCCAGCUACAGAUGGCGCUCUUUGGCUUCCAGGACGCGGUAAACAAAGUCCUGCGGAACCACAACAUCAAACCCCACUGGAUGUUUGCCUUGGACAAUAUCAUCCGCAAGGCAGUGCAGACCGCCAUCACCAUCCUGGUGCCAGAAUUGAGGCCUCACUUCAGCCUCACCUCCGAGAGCGAUCCGGCUGACCAGGAGGACGUGGAGGACGACAUGGAGCACGAGGGGCGCCACGCCCGCCAGAGCGGGGCCGCCCCCAGCGCCCCGCACGAUGACACGGUGGCCACCUCCGGCGUGAGCACGCUCAGUUCCACCGUCUCGCACGAGUCUCACAACGCGCAGCGCUCUGUCAGCAUGGAGCUCGGGAGAAUGAAGCUGGAGACCAACAGGCUGCUGGAGGAACUGCUGACGAGGGAGCGCGAGUACCAGGCGAUCCUGCAGCAGGUUCUAGACGAGAGGGAGCAGGAGAUCAAACUACUGCGGGCCAAGGCUGGAACCACAGAUACCCCGGCGCCCCCUGUGGGCUGCCGGACCCCCUCGGAGGAGGAGUGCGGCGAUUCGGAGCUGGCCAGAUGGCUGAGGCUCCACGGGGCCGAUGAGGACUCUGUCGAGAGGAUUUUAUCAGAAGAUUACGCACUGUCUGAUUUUCUUCACUACGUGACAAGAGAUGACCUGAAGAGUUUAAGAUUAAGAGGUGGAGUUCUGUGCAAGCUGUGGAAAGCUAUCACAGAUUACAGAGCGAAGCCUUCCUGAAUCCCCCUCGAGGGCACACCCAGAUGGAGGGUUUAGACCCCAGACUGAACCAGUGUUCUCUCGACACCAGUGCACUUUACUAUACUGUUCAUAUUAGACCAAAACUCCAUUGUUAAAUACCCAGCGCUGUAGAAAUAUUGUCAUCACAUGAUGAAAAAAUAUUUCCAGUUAAGUGCAUAUUGUACAUAUAUUUAGUAGAGAGAAUAGUAUAAUAUUCUAUGUGACCUUUCUGGUCAAAUAUUAAUUUAAUUGGAAUAAUUUUCAUGAGUAACACAAAUUCUUGGGGUUAUCAAGACAUAUUAUCAAAUAAUGAUUUAACAUUUAUAUUUUAUUUUAUUGUUCCGGUAAAUUGUUAUAUUUUGUGUCAUGUUAAAUUAAUAUCAGUGAUAUGUAUUGUAGAUAUAAACAAUUGCAACACCAUUUUAGGUGGUAAAAUUAGAACGAGAACAAUUGACCGAAAUUCAUACAUUUGUAAAUAUUUGUAUUACAAUUGGUGAGUGCUUUGAAGUAUGAAUGGUUUGUAAAAAAAAAUAUCUCUAUAAUGUGUUUACAAAACCUGAGACUGAACUUUUUUAAGACACAAACCUGAGAACCACGAUUCAAUGUCAGCUAAACUACAGUGUCUAAAGUGACAAAAUAUGACACUGGCUAUUAAAUUCUUUCUUAAAUACUGUAAGAGCCUGUUAUAAUUGUAUAAUCUUCCAUCUUUAAAAAUAUAUUUCUCCUAACGUUGUUAGUGUGUUAAUGUAAUUUAUGUUCACUAUGAAUAAAACAUUUUGAAUAUAUAUAUAUAUAUAUAUAUAUAUAUAUAUAUAUAUAUAUAUAAACAGAUUUUCGCUUAGCCAAACAAGCACAUGCAUGCCUGUAUUUUCUUGUUUCUGUUAUAGGCAUUGUGAUGUGAGGUAGAAUUCCAGCAUUGUUGUUUUAUUCUGUUUCACCAAUGUCAGCCUAUUUCAGAUCAGUUUGUUUAUGUAACAAAUGCAACAUAUUCUUCCACAGAAAACCUGCAAAGAUCAGUCAAUGGCAUAAACCGAACAUAUUAAAAACUAGCCUGGAUGUUUAUAUCACAUAAUGCAGAAAAUCUGUACUGUAUUUUUCUGUGAAGUCAUUACUGAUAAUGGAACAAACUCUGAGUGCUUUUCAGGCACAAAAUGUUUACAGGCCACAUUUUAUAAUAUGACAUUCAGUGCAAAUGGUAAGCAUUUUUGUUUGUGUUUUAUAUACAAAUAGCAUAAGUGUACUUGUACUUUUAAAAAUAAAUGUAUUUUUCUGUGCAUUACAUCAUGUUAAAUCUUCAUGCACAUUUCUCUUUAAGCAUGUGAAAGGAUGUAUCUAAAUACAAGUACAAAUGAAACUAAUUCCCAAUUGUUGUACUGUCAAGCUCUACUGUUAAUAAUGCAUUGUGAAAACACUGUUCUUUUUGCUUGUAUUCAUUACUUUACAUAUGAUUACUAAUGAGAGUAUUUGUACAGAUAUGAUAUUAUUAUAUAAUUAUCUGUCAUCAGAAUUAACUGUGAAAUAAAAUUGUGAAUUAAAAUGUCAAAAUUCAGUGAUGUGGUUUCCUUUACAUGGAUGUAUAGAGAAGUCUGACAAAUGCAUGGAGGAAGAAGCAUGUUUGCUGUUUACCAUUCCUUUUUAAUCCCUCAUGCUUUCAAUAAAUUAUGUUGGCCUGUUGAUCUC
Anguilla anguilla (European eel) is the source of this 6462-nucleotide messenger RNA. RefSeq names its product mitogen-activated protein kinase kinase kinase 5 (gene map3k5). The transcript is spliced from 30 exons. The record is from RefSeq and is a predicted model, not a curated record. Bases 700 to 4782 code for a protein of 1360 amino acids. Gene Ontology annotation, molecular function: MAP kinase kinase kinase activity; ATP binding. Gene Ontology annotation, biological process: protein phosphorylation; cellular response to stress; MAPK cascade. Lineage: Eukaryota; Metazoa; Chordata; Actinopteri; Anguilliformes; Anguillidae.